CAAAACCGUACGAGCUACGAGGGAUCCUCGCGUGAAGGAAAGGCAGACUCUGGUGGUCAAUCGGGCGCCGCGCACCGCAGUAGCGACGCGUCACUGCACCCCCAGUUUAGUUGCACGUGCUCCAUCGUACCGUCGCUUUAUCGGCCAACCAGGCGCAAUAAACGCAAUAAACCCAAUAAACGACAAAUAUUAUUCCUCAUCAUCGCUCCUACCGAUCACUUUAUUGUUGGUCAUCCUCAAUAAUAAUAUUUAUAUAUAACAACAUCUUCUUAUAUAUUAUCUUAUUUAUUAUCUGCUACUAUUUUCAACAUUUGUUUAUGUUUUAUCAAAAUUCAAAUGAAUACUACGAAAAAUAAGUGACCAUUAAUUUAUUAUUUUAUAUGGUAUAUAAUUUACGGGAGUGAUUAAUUGAUUCAUUAUUAAUAAUAAUAAUAAUAAUAAUAAUAAUAAACAGUGGCCCGACGGAUAAGUGAUUUAAAUAUAAAUAAAAUAAAAAACUAAUGGCUGCAAUAGGACGGUGCUAAAAUUUUGUUUUAAUGUGAUUAUAAUUAUUAUAAUAAUAUUGGACGUGAUUAUUGCUGUUAUAAGUUAAAUGUACAAAUUGAUAUUACAAUAUCAAGGAAUUACUUAUAAAUUGUUUUGUUUGAUAAUAUAUUGAGAGAUUUGCACAAUAAUAAAAUAAACGGUUACUCUGUUGUUGGCGGUGAUAUUUUUCACCGCUAUACUUGUUCCCGGUGAUCGGAUCCGGCCUGAUCACGGCCAUUCUCGACACGCACUGUGUUAGCGUGGCCGGAGGCGGCGGGGGUGUCUCAGGUGCCGGAAGUGACGGCGUCUCAGAUUACCCGCCGAGCGCUGCGGCUGUUAGGAGCAGAGAAGCGGCCGCGGCGGCGCUGCACGCGGCAAGAACGCUGUUGGGCGCGGGGGUGGCUAACCCUUGCUCGUCCACCCCCGAGCCAUCAUUUUGGAAAAUGCCUCAUAAAGAAGAUGACUUGAUGCAUGGAGGACCAGGUCUCGGUGGGGGUAUGGUCAGCCAGAACUCAAUAUUCGGAUGCUCAACGGCAGGACACAGUGGAGUUAAUCAGCUUGGAGGUGUUUACGUUAAUGGACGCCCGCUUCCUGAUUCAACAAGACAAAAAAUCGUCGAGCUGGCUCACAGCGGUGCUAGACCAUGUGACAUUUCCCGCAUACUUCAAGUCAGCAAUGGCUGUGUUUCAAAAAUUCUCGGAAGAUAUUACGAAACAGGAUCAAUAAAACCACGUGCAAUCGGUGGAAGUAAACCACGAGUAGCAACGACACCAGUUGUAAAUAAAAUAGCUGAUUAUAAACGUGAAUGUCCAUCAAUAUUUGCAUGGGAAAUACGUGAUCGAUUGCUGCAAGAGGGUGUUUGUAAUAAUGACAAUAUACCUAGCGUGUCCUCAAUCAACAGGGUGCUAAGAAACCUGGCCUCGCAGAAGGAGCAACAGGCAGCCGCGGUUCAAGCUCACCAGGGUGCCGAGAGUGUCUACGACAAGCUGAGGAUGUUCAACGGACAGGCGACAGGAUGGCCACCGGCUUGGUACUCGGCUACACCUUCCCAUCAUCCUCUUGCCACUGGAAUACCGACAACAGCCGCUCCCGGAACUGGACAGUCUUUAUUACCCGGUGGUCAAUUACAUCCGAGAGACGAUUCCCUUCUCAAACGUUCUGAUACCGGGUCUCUGCUGACACAUCAACAGGAAACAACCUCUGACGGUAAUUCUGAUCACAACUCAUCCGGGGACGAAGAUUCACAGGUUCGACUUAGGCUCAAACGUAAAUUACAACGCAAUCGUACAUCUUUUUCAAAUGAUCAAAUCGACGCUCUCGAGAAAGAAUUCGAGCGGACCCAUUACCCGGAUGUAUUUGCACGAGAACGUCUCGCCGAGAAGAUUGGAUUGCCUGAGGCACGUAUCCAGGUUUGGUUCAGUAAUAGACGGGCCAAGUGGCGACGGGAGGAAAAAUUACGAAAUCAAAGACGUGCUGCUGUUGAUCAAGUGGUUGGCGGAGGAGCUGGUGGAAUUUCAGGUGGUUCUGCACCACCUGCUGCUACUCCUGCUACUCCUAGAAUACCUCUAAAUGCUGGAUUUAACGCCAUGUACUCAUCUAUCCCUCAACCGAUUGCUACAAUGCCAGACACUUACAGUUCAAUGACUAGUAGUUUGGGUGGAUCAAUGGGAGGCAGUUGUCUGCAACAGCGAGCCGAAGGAUACCCGGCGUACGUAUUUCACGAGCCACUGCACUCUUUAACCCAGUCUUAUUCUCAUCACACGACCGCGGCGCAUUCGCAACCCCAUCGCGGCAUACCGACCUCCCACGGUGGAACACCGAGCACACCGGGGGGUCAACCGACCGGUCCAGGAGGGGCACCAUACCAACCUACCACUUCAACAGCCACUGGAGUGAUAUCAGCUGGUGUAUCAGUUCCGGUUCAAAUACCGUCGCAGACUCCAGAUUUAGCGAGCAACUACUGGCCGCGACUUCAGUGAUCCCAGCUUUUCGGGUUCCCGCCGACGAGUCUUCUCGUCGGACAGGAGAGCCCGCCUCCUUCAGCGCCGACACCGGGGACUCUGACACGGCCACUUCUCGCUUCUCUGGGUCUACCCACGCAUCAACUGCAUUCGCCAGCAGUGGUCCAUCAUCAUCACCAUCAUAAUCAUCAGCAACAGCAACAGCAACAGCAGCAUCAAACCGCCAGCACACCGGCCACCACACCGGUCAACACUACAUCUGACGCCUCUGAGUGAGUCCAAAAGUCACCAACACGACUUGCUCAUUUUCGGCCUGGAUUUUUACUUUAUUUUUUAGUUUUUUCUUUCUUUUUUUUUUUUUUUUUUUUUUUUUUUAAUUGUUUUUAUAAAAAAUAAUCUAAUUAAUAAAACAGUGGAGUGAUAUCCGGAUCACACAGGGUUUACGCGCUUAUUUAAAUUAUUUAUUGCAUUAGUACAAAAAAUAAAAAAUUAAUAAAAAUUAUAAAAAGGUAAAAUAUUUCUGCAGAUUGUCUGCAGCGGUUUAAGAUCGAUUGUGCUCAAUUUAAAUGUCUGUGUCUGUGAGGAGAGUAUGGUAAUUGCGAAAUGAAGGAAGAGACAGACAAAGAAGGAAAAGAAAAGAACGAGUAGAGUUAGAGUUUAAGAGGAAAGAGAAGGAUGGGAUUAUUAAGAGGGGUGGUGGCUCGAACCAAGAAUUGGGGUUGAAGAAAAGUGAACAGAACCGAAGGAAACUUUCAACCCGGUGUUUGGGUGAAUGAGAGCAAGUGAG
Messenger RNA from Cotesia glomerata, 3273 nucleotides. It is a transcript of the gene toy, whose product is annotated as paired box protein Pax-6. Gene Ontology annotation, biological process: regulation of transcription by RNA polymerase II; anatomical structure development. The record is from RefSeq and is a predicted model, not a curated record. Gene Ontology annotation, molecular function: RNA polymerase II cis-regulatory region sequence-specific DNA binding; DNA-binding transcription factor activity, RNA polymerase II-specific. Lineage: Eukaryota; Metazoa; Arthropoda; Insecta; Hymenoptera; Braconidae. The coding region runs from base 969 to 2504 and encodes 511 amino acids. The transcript is spliced from 10 exons.